Messenger RNA from Cephus cinctus (wheat stem sawfly), 4301 nucleotides. RefSeq names its product gastrulation defective protein 1 homolog. Gene Ontology annotation, cellular component: nucleus; site of double-strand break. Lineage: Eukaryota; Metazoa; Arthropoda; Insecta; Hymenoptera; Cephidae. The transcript has a single exon. Gene Ontology annotation, biological process: regulation of DNA double-strand break processing. The record is from RefSeq and is a predicted model, not a curated record. The coding region runs from base 1191 to 3134 and encodes 647 amino acids. Gene Ontology annotation, molecular function: protein binding.
UGCAGUCGAACUUUGCGCGCAAAGAGAUCACAGUGACGACUGGGAGCAUAUUCCAAAACCAUUUAAGUAUCCUUUAGUUCCUUUUAUUAGUUCCUAAGGAAUUUUAACCUAGAAAGAUUUAUUUCCUCUGCUGUAAAACUAAACCUCAGUGAAGUUAGCCGGACAACUUUAACUUUGUUAUCAUACCUAAUCGAGUGGUGGUCGUUUGGUGUCCUAAUUAAAACAUUUGGUGGUGGUCAGUCAUUGUUCUAUAAUCAAAUAAUCAAAUUUGUCCUUGACGUUAGCCGAAAAAUAUUUUUUUUUAACAAAUUACGUUUUUCAGGUGCUCGAUGCGUAUCGUUUGGUGAUAACGAAUAUCAUAAUUAAAACGUUUGGUAGUCAUUAGUUUUCGUACAAAAUUAAAAAAAACGAUGCAGUGUUAGGUUGUUAUCAAACGUGUUAGGUUCAAAAGAAGACAAGCACAGCGAUUGGCGAACAGUUAGUCACUUUUCGUAUUUUCACUACAUUUGAGUUACACAAUCGACCUCCUGUUCAGAAAUAUCUGUUUUAUGGACCGUAAAUGUGUGUUCAUACAUCAAUAUCCAGUCCAGCUAGACUGCAUGGUUUUUUUAAUUUUGUACGAAAACUAAAGACUACCAAACAUUUUAAUUAUGAGGUUCAUUAUUACCGAACGAUUACGCAUCGAUUGAGCACCUGAAAAACUUAAUUUGUUGAGAAAAAAUAUUUUUCGGCUAACUUCAAGGACAAAUUUGGAUUAUUUGAUUAUAAAAGAAUGACUGACCACCAAAUGUUUUUAUUAGGCCACCAAUGACCACCAAACGAUUUGGUAUGAUAAAAAGUUAAAAAGUUAAAAUUGCCCGGCUAACUUCACUGAGGUGUAUAGUUCAGUGCACGUUCAGUGGAUCCAACCUUAGGACUUAGUGUUGGUCGCAGCCGUUGAAGUCGCAGUACCGACAAUAAAAAUUUCGGGAACAUACUCUACGUUUCAUCGUUAGGUUCAUGUAUACCGUAUUGUUUGUAAUAAAUAGGUAUUGUUUGGAAUUGUCAGUGUUCCUUCUAGUUCGUUGUGUGGAGACCAGCUGAAAUUAAUUUAAAACUACUAAAUAGAAAGAAAUUUUGAGUAGCGCUAAAUUAGUUUCACAAUAGUAUAGUGAAGGAGGUGAAAUUACAGUCUGACUUUUCAUCACAGUAUGAAUAAAAAAAAAAUAACAUUUGGCAAGAUUGGGCAGGGUUUAAUUUCUCAGCAGGAAUUACCAGAGGAACCUACAACUUCCGGCUUUGGAACUUUUGGCCAAAAACCUCCUGAAAAGAAUUGCAAUGCAAUGAAAGAGAUUCGUCCUGAGGAUGAGGAGGAAAUGCAAACUCUACAAAAAGUUAUGGGUAUGACUGGUUUCGGAAAGAAAGCAAAAUCCUUUGAUAUUCAAGAAAUACUUGAUAAUAUUUCCAAAACUAUUGGAAGUCACAAGGCAGCAAUGCAAGGAAAAGAAGGCAAUGAAGCAAAGACUCUAGUAAUAUCACAGCAAUGUCAAGAAGAAUCCAAGGAAGAUGAUUUGUUGAUAGGACCACCGAUUCCAUCACAAGUAGAUGAGAAAUCUAAAUCAGUUAACAAAAAGGACAGUGACGAAGACACUGAUGAUGAAGAUGACAGUGAAACAGAGGCAGAGGAAACAAAUGUAAUCAGUAAAAUUCCAUGUACUCAUGAAGUAGCUAUGACACAUGGAACAAAAGCAGUAAUAGCUAUAGCAGCAGAUCCUUCUGGAGCCCGUUUAGCAUCAGGAUCAGUCGAUUAUGAUGUUAGUUUCUGGGAUUUUGCUGGAAUGGAUUCAUCUUUAAAGAGUUUUCGCACCCUGCAACCUUGUGAGAAUCACCCUAUCAAAUGUCUACAAUAUUCUAUGACUGGUGAUGCUAUCCUUGUAAUAUCUGGAGCUGCGCAGGCAAAAGUGUUAGAUCGUGAUGGUUUUGAAAAAUGUGAAACAGUUAAAGGAGAUCAAUACAUCACUGACAUGGCACGCACAAAAGGACAUACAGCUGCAUUGAACAGUGGUUGUUGGCAUCCAUUUACUAAAGAAGAAUAUCUAACAUGUUCACAGGACAGUACUUGCAGAAUUUGGAUUCUAUACCGUCCAAGAGCUCACAAGUACCUCAUAAAAUGUAGAGCACAAAAUGGUGUCAAGACCGUACCUACCACAUGUGCUUAUAGCAGAGAUGGUAGUGCAGUGGCCUGUGGCUGUAUAGAUGGUUCCAUACAAAUGUGGGACCGUAGAAAGAAUUUUGUUAAUCCUUCUUUAAUCUUGCGUGGAGCUCACACACAAGGUUCAGAAAUAUCGAGUCUAAGCUUUUCUUACUUGGGUAACAUGCUUGCAACCAGAAGUUGCGAUGAUACCUUAAAACUUUGGGAUAUGCGAGCAUUCAAAAGUCCUCUUUUUGUAGCAAGUGACUUAUUUUCACGCUAUGAUACCACAGACUGCAUGUUCAGUCCAGAUGAUUCUAUGAUCAUCACUGGAGAGUCUCUCAGAAAAGCCCAAACUAAUGGUAGAGUGUUAUUCUACAAUACAAAAACAUUUGAGAUGGUGCAUGAAAUCUUGGUGACAAAUUCUCAUGUUAUUAAAACACUGUGGCACCCAAAAUUGAACCAGAUUUUUGUGGGAUGUGGUAAUGGUGUUGUGAAGGCAUAUUAUGACCCAAAGAGAAGCAUGAGAGGUGCUAAACUCUGUGUGGUGAAGACACAUCUAAAACCGAAGCAUAUAGAAAUCAUGUCAACACAGCAAAUUAUUACACCACAUGCUUUGCCACUUUUCAGGCAGGACAGGCCAAAAUCUGUCAGGAAACAAAUGGAAAAGGAUAGACUUGAUCCUGUUAAGUCUCAUAGACCUGACCUUCCUAUUACUUCUGGACAGGGAGGUAGGGUAGCUUCAUCUGGAGGAACUCUUAGUUCCUAUGUUAUAAGAAAUCUUGGACUGAGUAAACGCAUAGAGGAUGAUCAGGAUCCGCGUGAAGCUAUCCUAAAGUACGCCAAAGAAGCUGAAGAAAAUCCUUACUGGAUCGCUCCAGCAUACAAAAAGACUCAACCGAAGACCAUUUUCCAAUCUGACGAAUCAGAUGGAGGACCAUCGAAUAAGAAGCAAAAGACCUAAUUCAGUAAUAUACAGGAUUUAUUUUUCAAUCAUCAUUUUGUUGAAUAAUGUACAUUUUGAUGUACUUAUUGUUAAUAUAUAGUAUAAGCAAACAUUUUGUGAAACAAUAACAAGAUUAUGUAUUAUUUAUUAAUAUUAUGAUUAAUUUUAGAGAAGAAAAGGGAGAUAAGGUUGCUGAUAUUUCCAGCUAUCAUUCUAUAACAAAAAUAUUGUACAUUUUUUUAAAUGGGAUGUAAUAUGACAAAUGAUGCUUCCAAAUUUCAUGAUAAAACUAUGUCUCAUUUACACUAUAAGAUCGAUGCCUGCAUGUGAAUAUUUAUGAAUAACUAAAUUUCUUCGUUCCUUUAUCACAUAUAAAUACUCGCCAGAUAUAUAAGAUAGCAAAAUAACAGACAUGAAAAAUAAAAAUAUACCUAUUUCAUAUUUUCAGUAUAUAAGCAUAUAAAGUAUAUUUAAAACUAUUAAAACUACCAGUUGUUCGUAUUUAUAAUUACCGGAGAAUGCUAAUUAGUUAUAAUUAGAGAAACUGAGGAAACACAUGAGAGUACUUGACAAUUAAUAUGCACAUUGAGUACGGCAUAUUUACUGGAACCAAUAUAAAAGUAUAGAAGGUUUUUGAAACGUUUAAUUCAGUUUAGUUAUUCUAUGUAUGUUCACGCAUAGGGAGAGGUAAUAUAUUUUCUAUUUUUUUUCCUGCAUUUUCAAUUAAUUUGGCCUAUUAUUGAUUCAGUCGCCUUAUAUGAUACAAAAUAUGAGUUAUGUAUUUAACCAUAUUAAGCAUUCUAAUUUGAAGAAAAUUAUAAGAAAACGUGGCAGGCGUUACGACAGCGCCCAUGAUGUUUUGACAGAUCAGAAAUGCACAAUUUCAUUAGGUAUAAUUUUCUCGAAACUGAAAUAUUUUUCGAGUCUAUAUUGAGAAGUGCCACGAGCCAUAUCAUAUAAAGAAGCUAGCUCAUCAAAAAUGUUGAUAAAUCAUUUAGAAAUAAACAAGAAAAAUUAAUAUUAUGUUUCCUCGCUUUUCACGUCACCAUAUCAUGUACGUGUGCAAGCAUCGGAUAGCUGAACACAGCUUUAAUGCAUAGAAUACACAAAGGGUCAUUCUCUUUACCAGUAUCUUCUUGUUGCUAGAAAAUUGAUAAUAAAGGUACAUUCCUGUUAGAGAUAAAA